Messenger RNA from Cannabis sativa, 3787 nucleotides. RefSeq lists its product as uncharacterized. The transcript has a single exon. Gene Ontology annotation, molecular function: protein binding. Gene Ontology annotation, cellular component: EMC complex. NCBI's taxonomy places the organism in Eukaryota, Viridiplantae, Streptophyta, Magnoliopsida, Rosales, Cannabaceae. Gene Ontology annotation, biological process: protein folding in endoplasmic reticulum. The record is from RefSeq and is a predicted model, not a curated record. The coding region runs from base 624 to 3587 and encodes 987 amino acids.
AAAUGCAGCUCCUGAUAACUACAACCAUUUUUAACUGUAAAAAUGAAAUCAACAUAUAGUAGCAGUGUACAUAAAUAAUAAAUGUACUCAAAACAUAGAAAGAGAUAUAAGUUAUCAAAUUAAGCGUCUGAACAUCUGCAACAGCUUCUAUUAAAAAACAGAAAAGAAAAAAAGAAACAUCUGCAACAGCUUCUUCUAACUACAUUACUACAGCUGUUACGUAAGCCUAAUCCUCAGCAUUGUUCAAGAACUUGUUGGAGAUCUAAUUCCCACGAAAUCCCAAAAAUCAAACUACAGUUCCAAGUGCUAAGCUUAUGUAAACUCCUUUUUCCAUAAACCCAUCAUCACCAUGAUCUUCCAUAGCUUCAUUUGUUGUAGUAAUUAUAAUAGAUAUUCCACUAACGGAAAAAAUUAUUCUGAAAAAUCGUUUGUUUAUUUUAUUUGAAUUGUUUUUUUUUACUUUAAAAAAGAAUAAUGAUUAAAAUUAUUCAAUUUAAAAAUACUAUUUAGAUAUUUACGAAUUAGUGUAUUUAAAUGGCAAUAAUUAUUUACAAAUAUUACUCUAUUAAAUUACACUUAGUUGUAUUAUUGAGAUCUCUGCGAGAGAGACUGCGAGAUUUGCCAUGGCUAUGGCGAUUAGGGUUUCUCUACUGUUUUGUAUCCUGUUUUUAUUUCACGCGAAGCCAAGCUUUUCGCUUUUCGGAGAUGAAGUUGGUCUCGCGGACUGGCACCAACAAUACAUAGGGAAGGUGAAAGAUGCAGUGUUCCACACUCAGAAAGCUGGGCGAAAGCGUGUUGUUGUAUCGACCGAGGAGAAUGUUGUUGCUUCUCUUGAUCUUCGACAUGGAGAGAUUUUCUGGAGACACGUACUUGGCAACAAUGAUGUUGUGGAUGCAAUAGAUAUUGCUCUGGGAAAAUAUGUCAUAACCCUCUCAUCUAGCGGAGGUAUCUUAAGAGCAUGGAAUCUUCCCGAUGGUCAAAUGGUUUGGGAGUCUUCUCUACAGGGUUGUUCAAAGUCCUCAAAGUCAAUAUUAUCCAUUCCCAAAAAUUUGAAAGUCGAUAAAGAUAAUUUGAUCCACGUUUUUGGUAAUGGGUGUCUUCAUGGUGUUUCUGGUAUAGAUGGCGAGAUUGUUUGGAAAAAGAGCUUUGAAUCAGAAAGUAUUGAGGUCCAACAGAUUAUCCAUCCUUCGGAUAGUGAGGUAAUAUAUGCGAUAGGUUUUGUUGGCUCUUCCCAUUUUGAGGUUUUUGCAAUAAAUGCAAGGAACGGAGACUUGCUUAAUAAAUAUGAUGCUGCCUUUCCUGGUAAUUUUUCAGGGGAGAUGUUAUUGGUUUCUGAUGACCUGGUUGUGGCAUUGGAUGCCACUAAAUCAAAGAUAGUGACAAUAAAAUUUCAGGAUGGUAUCAAAUUUGAGCAAACAUAUUUGCUAUCUGAUCUUAUUGGCGAUUCAUCUGGGACAUCAGUGUUGUUGCCCUUAAAGCUUCAAGGAAUGUUUGCUUUAGAAAUCAAUGGAUUUAAAAUAUUCAUUAGAAUAACUGGUGAAGGAAAUCUGGAGGUUGUGGAUAAAGUCAAUAAUGCAACAGUUAUUAGUGAUCCUCUCUUACUUUCAGAGGGAGAAAAAGCUUUUGCAAUAGUUCAGCAUGAUGAUGAUGGCAAGAUUCAUCUUACAGUGAAGCUUGUCCAUGAUUGGAAUAAGGAAUUGCAUAAGGAAAGUAUAGUGAUGGAUCAUGGAAGAGGGUUUAUCCAUAGGGUGUUUAUAAACAAUUAUAUCCGCACAGACAGGUCUAAUGGAUUCAGGGCAUUGGUUGUCAUGGAAGAUCAUUCACUCUUGCUGUUACAACAAGGAGCAAUUGUCUGGAGUAGGGAGGAUGGUCUUGCCUCAAUUGUAGGUGUAGUAACAUCAGAACUACCUGUGGAAAAAGAGGAAGGUGUAUCAGUUUCAAAAGUGGAGGAUAACUUCUUUGAAUGGCUUAAGGGUCACAUGUUGAAGCUUAAGGGAACUUUGAUGCUUGCAAGCCCGGAGGAUGUUGUAGUAAUCCAAGGGAUGAGGGUAAAGAAUUCUGAGAAGAGCAAAAUGACCCGAGAUCACAAUGGUUUUCGGAAGCUGCUUAUAGUUCUAACUCGAUCAGGAAAGUUGUUUGCCUUGCACACCGGAGAUGGACGAGUUGUUUGGUCUCUUUUACUGCCUUCAUUGCGUAAUUCAGCGUGUGGUCUUAGUAUUUACCAAUGGCAGGUACCCCAUCAUCAUGCAUUGGAUGAAAAUCCAUCUGUGCUCAUAGUAGGCCAGUGUGGACAAAGUAACGAUGCACCAGGUGUUCUUUCUUUCGUUGAUACUUACACCGGGAAGGAAAUAAGUUCAUCGAGUCCUGCUCAUUCUGUUUCACAAGUUCUUCCACUGCCAUUCACUGAUGCAACCGAACAACGUCUUCAUCUACUGAUAGAUCAGGACCAACGGGCAUAUCUAUACCCCAGAACACCUGAGGCUGUUACUAUUUUUCAACGUGAAUUUUCAAACAUAUACUGGCACUCAGUUGAUUCUGAUAAAGGCAUCAUUAAGGGUCAUGCUUUGAAGAGAAAUUCAAACCAUGAUGAUGAUGACGAGUACUGCUUCCACUCUAGAGACGUAUGGUCAAUUGUGUUUCCAUCUGACUCAGAAAAGAUCAUUGCAACUGUGACAAGAAAAUUGAACGAGGAGGUGGUCCAUACUCAGGCAAAGAUUAUACCAGAUCAUGAUGAUGAUGUAAUGUACAAGUACAUCUCAAAAAAUUUGAUGUUUGUUGCCACUGUUACGCCAAAAUCUAGUGGUGAAAUUGGAACAGCUACCCCGGAUGAGUCUUCGUUGGUUGUUUAUCUUAUUGAUACAAUAUCUGGUCGCAUAUUGCACAGAAUGACUCAUCAUGGUUCUCAGGGUCCUGUCCAUGCAGUUUUCAGUGAGAACUGGGUUGUCUAUCACUACUUCAAUUUAAGGGCACACAGAUAUCAAAUGUCAGUAAUUGAGAUAUACGACCAGUCUCGAUCGGCCAAUAAGGAUUUAUGGAAGCUUGUUCUUGGACACCAUAAUCUCACAUCUCCAAUAUCUUCCUACUCAAGAACUGAGGUUGUGACCAAAUCACAGUCUUACUUUUUCACUCAUUCUGUUAAAGCUAUUUCAGUUACAUCAACAGCUAAGGGAGUAACAUCAAAGCAGCUUCUUAUUGGUACUAUUGUAGAUCAGGUUUUGGCACUUGAUAAACGUUUUCUAGAUCCCCGUCGAUCGGCCAAUCCUUCACAAGCUGAGCGCGAACAAGGCCUUGUUCCGUUGACAGAUUCGUUGCCUAUCAAUCCUCAGUCUUAUGUAACACAUUCCCUUAAAGUAGAAGGACUUCGAGGCAUAGUUACUGUCCCUGCAAGGUUGGAAUCAACAACACUUGUUUUCGCAUAUGGAAUUGAUCUCUUUUACACGCGAAUCGCACCUUCCAGGACCUAUGAUUCGCUCACUGAAGAUUUUAGUUAUGCUUUGCUCCUCAUCACUAUCGUCGGACUAGUAGCUGCCAUCUUUGUUACAUGGAUCUUGUCUGAGAAGAAAGAUCUACAAGAUAAGUGGAGGUGAUCUUUCCCUCUCCAAUAUUCUAACUUUUUCUUUUCUUUAGGCUGCGUUUGAUUUUUUGUUGAAUUUUUUAACGAGUUUCUGAAUAAUUAGAUUUAGCCUAUUGGUGGCAAUUUUUGUUAAAUUUUACACUUCAUAAUAAGGUUAGAUUUUGAUUAUUAUGCUGUAUACCUCUAAGUGCAAUUAAUGAUUGUUAAUCGGAA